Molecule: messenger RNA, 558 nt
Organism: Cuscuta epithymum
Lineage: Eukaryota; Viridiplantae; Streptophyta; Magnoliopsida; Solanales; Convolvulaceae
Source: the annotation of a GenBank genome assembly
UUUCAUUUCAACCAUCACUUCACCAUCUCCGGUGCUCUCCCAUCUAUCCAUUUGAACAGUUGUAGAUCUCAAGAGGAAGGUAACUACGUCCACCAAAAUGGAUGCAAUUAAUAAAGCACAAGGAGGAAUUCAGAUGCUGCUAACUGCGGAGCAAGAGGCCCAACAAAUCAUUGCAUCUGCCAGAAAUGUUAAAAUGACGCGUCUAAGGCAGGCUCAUGAAGAAGCAGAUAGGGAAGUGGCAGACUAUAGGGCUCAAUUAGAAGCUGAAUACCAAAGACAAAUCUCUGAGAGUAGCGGAAGCUCAGACUCAACUGUGAAGCGGCUAGAAGCAGAAACGGAAACAAAGAUUGAGAAGUUGAAGGAAACAGCCUCUAAGGUGUCUCCCGACAUUGUUUCCAUGCUAAUCAACUCCGUCACUACCGUUAAGACAACUUAAUUAAUUCAUUGUCCGAGACUCCGACCUAGAUGCUAUUGAAGAUUGCAGUAAAUCAUCGAUAUAUUACACAUGUACACAAAUAAAAUUAUUUACACCUUCGCUCAUUUGAUCAUCCAUUUAUC